Messenger RNA from Babjeviella inositovora NRRL Y-12698, 322 nucleotides. RefSeq lists its product as uncharacterized. The record is from RefSeq and is a predicted model, not a curated record. Lineage: Eukaryota; Fungi; Ascomycota; Pichiomycetes; Serinales. The transcript has a single exon. Bases 37 to 216 code for a protein of 59 amino acids.
UACUUGUAUUCUCACCAUGGAGGUGAGUAUUGGGCUAUGUUUAUUGACAGGGUUCUAAGACUCAAUCGCAUGAUAUUGGAGCCAUUCGAUUUAGAAACGGUGUUAGUGCACCUUCGAGUCCCAAUAAUCCAACACCUCAUUAGUGCUAUUUCCGGCUCUAUCCAGAUCUGCUGGGUUUUUCUGGUGACUAAUAUAAAUAGUACUUCGAUGUGUUAACAGAACACUACCAAUACAUGUGCGUAAACCGAUCCCGGUUACCCUUUUCAGAUAACUGUAGUAUCAACUUUUAACCAUAAAUCAUAUCACUUGUGAUCCCAGUCGG